Theobroma cacao (cacao) is the source of this 4291-nucleotide messenger RNA. Its product is annotated as chorismate synthase. The record is from RefSeq and is a predicted model, not a curated record. Lineage: Eukaryota; Viridiplantae; Streptophyta; Magnoliopsida; Malvales; Malvaceae.
AAGAAAGAAAAAAAAAACGCAGGAAAAACGCAAUUGCUUUCUCUUUCUCUCUCAUUUUUCGAUUGAAAAAAAAAAGCUUAAAGAAUUUACAGAUCGGAACCCUAAUUUUCUCUCUACUAACUCUCUCUUUCGCGCUCUGCUCACAGUUCUUUCGAUCCAGGUAGCUCGUUUUUAAUUUUGUUUUCCCGUGUAAAACACCAAAACCCUAGUUUUUGUUUUUUCUGAAUUUCCUCGGCUUAGCAAGAAAACCGUAGAAAUCCUCUCAUUUCGGUCUCAAUUAAGAGCUUUGGUUGAUUCAAUAUUUGGAAUGAUUUAGCUUCGCGAGAUACUGAUUUUGUGUAAAUACCGUUCUGUCCCAGCUCCAAAAAUACGAUCGUGUUUGGUUUGGGCAAUUCCUGGAGGGAAGUUUUGGGUAAUAUUGUAAUAUUUGUUAGUGUUUAGGGUUUUAUUGUAGAUUCAGCUGGAUCAAAGAAUGGAAUAGCUUAGUAUCAGCUUUAUCUUCAUUUUAUACUAGCUGGGGGAGUUUUGAUUAGCUUUGGAUUAGGGGUCGAUUAAUGAUGGUUAAGCAGUGAUUAGGGAACAUUGGAGAACUUGGAUGGUGAUAAGAUAUAUGGGAAUUGCUUAGCAGAUUCAAAAUUUUUUAGUUCUUGAUUAGUGAAUUUCGCGGUUAAGGGCACGCGGGGAGCAGCUAGAGUUAAAGAGUAUUUGGUACAUAUCUCUAAAUUUGUGCAGAAAUGAGCUUAGAAAAUGAAGAACAACAUUCAUUAGAUCAGCCUACGGAUAUCAAUAAGGAAUCUCAAAAGAACUCAAGAAUUUCUUAUACCAGAGAUUUUUUGCUAUCAUUGAGUGAACUGGAUGUUUGCAAGAAGUUACCUCCUGGGUUCGACCAAUCAAUUUUCGGUGGGUUCGAGGAUACAUCACAAGAUCGGCAAAGAAUUCCUGGCACCUUGUCGGGUUUUAGGCGAAAUGAAUAUGGGUCGUCACCACCUACAAGAGGGGAUUCAGGUAACUUUUCUAGGGGAAUUCAUGGACGCUGGGACAGUCGCUCUAUCGGAAGGAGUGACAGAGACAACGAUUCCCAAUCUGAUUGGGAUUCAGAUUCUGGAAGACGAUAUGGUAAUCAAUCCCGGCGGUCCUGGCAAGGUCCCGAGCAUGAUGGGCUUCUGGGAAGUGGUUCUUUUCCACGACCAUCUGGAUAUGCAGCAGGAGCAUCAGCUCCAAAGUUUCGAGCUAAUGAUCAAUACCAUCUAAACAGGAGUAAUGAGCCCUAUCAUCCACCCCGACCUUAUAAGGCUGUACCUCAUUCAAGGAGGGAAACUAGUGACUCUUAUAAUGAUGAAACAUUUGGUUCGACCGAGUGCACUAGUGAAGAUAGAGCAGAAGAGGAAAGAAAGAGAAGAGCUUCCUUUGAGUCAUGGAGAAAGGAACAACAGAAAGCAUUCCAGGAGAAGAAGAUGAAUCCAGAAAGGCGUAAAGAUGACUUUGAUAUUUCUGAAUUGCUAGUGGACACCAAAGAUGAUAAAGGGCUUCUAAAUAGAAGCAAGGAAUCAGAUGAACCCAUUCCAGCGUCAAAUAUUGAUUCCGACAAAUGUUCUCUUCCAUCACAAGCUCCUGCAUCCAGGCCACUUGUACCGCCAGGUUUUACUAGCACAGUUUUGGAACGGACUGUUGGAAGCAAAACUUCAAUGCACUCCUAUCCUUCACAGAUUGAGAGUUCUGAAACUGUGGGCAGCCUUUCCGAGGCCAAAGGCAGCCUUCUGUUGAAUGGGACUUCUGAUGAUAUUUUCAGCAAACAGUCUAAAGAGUAUGCAGGGAAAACUUUGAGUGAGCAGCAGGUUGAAAGUGCAAGCAUUCACCUUUCAGUUGAUGAUAAGAGUGGAAAGGCCCAGAAUAUCUCAUCACCUUUACAUAAAUCUAAUGAGGCAAUAAGCAUGGAUUCUCAAAUAUACAAGACUUCUAGUCUCUCAGAAGCCUUUGAAGCUCCAGGAAGCAAUAAAGUUACAGAACUUGAUUCCAAGAAGGUGCCAAUGGAUAAAAUUGUGACAGAAACCAACCAGGAUGGUUCAACUUCAAUUCUAGAUAAGCUUUUUGGGAGUGCCUUAACACCAAAUGGAGGUGGCUCCACAAAUUUCACUGAGCCUAGUGACAGCAAAGCAGAUGAGACGUGGGCACCUGACACCUCCCAUUCUUCUAAGUUUGCUCAUUUGUUUCUUGAUGAAGAGAAGAAACCAGUAGAUGAUAUGUCCACUGGCAGGCCAAAAGACUUGCUCUCAUUAAUUCAGGGUGGUGAAAAAGGUGGUUCCCAUGUUUCCGAUAGGCUAGCUACUAAGCAUGUGCCAUUAAAGUUUCAGUUCCAAAUCUCUGAACUUGCGGACAAGCAUGUUAUAUCAAAUUUGACUUCUCCUGGAAUUGAGAACGCUGAGCAAUUGUGCAAUAUUAAUGAUGUUAAACCAGCAGUAGCUCCAGCUAUCCUCACAUGUGAAGAUCUUGAAAAGUCAAUUCUGUCAGAAAGCACUGAAAAUGAUCCAAAUUUGUCUCCUGCUGUUGGAGGCUGGAAAGUUCCUGAUGCAAAGGCUGAGCAGCAAAAGGUUAAUAUUGAUAAUCAUGCCUCCCAGCACCUUCUUUCAUUGUUGCAGAAGGGCACAAGUAUGACAAAUAUAAUAUCAUCUACCAAUCUAGACAUCAGAUCUUCAGAACAAGUACAAAAUAUUGAAACAGCAAGUGUUGACACUGCCCCUCAUGAUUUAAUAGAGGCAAAUGCAGAAAAUGCUUCCAGUUCAGGAAAGACUCUAACUCUUGAAGCACUUUUUGGAAGUGCUUUCAUGAAGGAACUGCAAUCAGUUGGAGCACCAGCUUCUGUUCAAAGAGGCUCAAUAGAGUCUGCAAGAGUUGAUGUAUUAGAAUCUAGCAGGCCUCUCCUUCAUGUCGCAGAUGAUAGUCUUCUUCCUUCCACAGUUCACAUUGGGUCUAAUAUUUUACCAUUUACCCAAAGGGAGCAGAUUAAAUCUGAUGGAAUUGAAGAGCAUUUGUUGGGCUAUAAUGAUGCUCGAUCUGCAAUGGAUUCAUCGCAUCUCCGAGCUGAAUUAGGGUCUAAACUAAGCGGUUUUGAUGGGUCCACUGAAAUUCGGCUUCCUGAAGAGGAUAGUUUGAUUGCUGUCAGUGAUCCUGUUAAACUCCAGAAUUUCAUGCCUGCUAGAAAUUCAGUAAAGGUGGAGCUAUUGCCAUCCCAAGAGACACCAAUUGAUGUUGCUGAGAAACUAGCAGCUUUAAAGGCUGUCUUGAGGGAUGAAAGACCUAUUAUAGGAGGGCAAGAGGGUCCACCUUUUCUUCCUGGUCCUUAUGAUAUAAGGGAGCCAGAUAUUCCAUUUCAUAACCAAAAUGUCCAGCCAUCUUCUCCGCGGCUUCAUCCUCCUCAGGUGAAUCAUGGAGGGCCUUUGAUUCAUCCAUUAGAAUCUCAUCCUUCUAACAUCAAUUCUCAGGUGAAGUUCAUGUCUCCAGAAGGCAUAAUCCAUCAUGAUCCCCAACCAAAUCAUCAAUUUCCCGCAAGUAUGCUUCGCCCUCCUUUCCAUCACCCUAGCAGUGGACUAACUGGAUUUGAACCUUCUAUGCAUCAUCCUAUGUUACAACAAAUGCCUAUGCCUGGAAACUUUCCUCCACCCCAUUUGCAACGAGGAUUUCCUGGGGGCGCACCGCUACCUCCUCAUUCAAAUAAUCAGGCAACAGGUUUCAUACAGGAAGUGAAUCCGAUGCAUGGUUUUCCUUUUGGCCACCGGCAGCCCCAGCCCAACUUUGCUGGUCUUGGAAUGCCUCCAGGUCAUGAUGUUGGCAGUGGGAGCCAUCAUCCGGAGGCAUUGCAAAGGCUUAUUGAGAUGGAACUCAGGUCAAACUCAAAGCAGAUUCACCCGUUUGGUGCGGCUGGCCAUAGUCAAGGAAUGUAUGGUCACGAGCUAGACAUGGGUUUUCGGUAUAGAUAAAGGCUUUUGGUUGUCCUAUCGCAUUGUAUUGAUUGUCUCUUUGCUCAGAUUUGCAACUCCUUGAAUUGAGGAUAGGUUUGAUGUUCUUAAUUCAGGAGGGAUUAACUCUGGGUCAGUGUAAUUAAAAUGAUAAUGCUUGAAAUUGGCAUUUUGUUGCAAUUGUCCCUUUUUCUUUCUUUAAUCCCUUCUUUCUAAAAGUUGAAGGGGAGGAUUGGCCAAAAAGGGAGUUGAAGGGGAGGAAAAGAGGGUAACAAGAAGUUAAUGUCAAGGAGAAGCUCACUAUGUGCAUGUACCUUGCUAUCAAAUUUUAUUUUGAC